Thlaspi arvense is the source of this 336-nucleotide messenger RNA. NCBI's taxonomy places the organism in Eukaryota, Viridiplantae, Streptophyta, Magnoliopsida, Brassicales, Brassicaceae. The record is from the annotation of a GenBank genome assembly.
AUGUCGAUGCUUUGUUUCAUGUUGAUCGGAGGGUUUGUGUUCUGUCUUAUCCGCUCAACAGUUUUGUCGGAACUUCAAUAUUCGAUAAGCAGAUGUGAUAUUGACAAAGGUCGUCCCUUGCCGAAGUUUGGUGAAUGGGAUGUGAAUGAUCCAGCAUCAGCAGAAGGAUUCACAGUGAUAUUCAACAAAGCUAGGGAUGAGAAAAAGACAGGUGGCAAACCGGGAUCACCCGGUAAAUCCAGUGAGGGUCAUGUUAAGUCUGGAGGAGGAGAUCCUAGUAAACCUCAGCCUAAAAAGUGGCUCUGCUGCAUGCAAUCUCCGGCUGUGGACUCUUGA